AUGGAGUCUAUUAAUAGAAGACUAUGUCAGUAUUUAUGGGCUGACUGUAAUGCUUCUUUGGAGUAUGCACCUGCAAGUAAUGCUGCUGGUGGCCUCCUAUGUAUAUGGAAUAAUGAUUCUUUUUUAGUUGACAGAAAGGUAGUGGGGAGAGGUUUUAUUCUGUUGGAAGGGCUGUGGAUUAAAGACAAUAAGAGGGUUUCCAUAAUCAAUGUUUAUGCCCCCUGCGAUUUACAAAGAAAGAGACAGCAAUGGGAUGAGAUCCUUCAGUUGAAGACAGCUUCUCAAGCAUGCCUCUGGUGUGUAUUAGGUGACUUCAACUCUAUAAGGCACCAAGAUGAGAGAGUGAGCUCAGCUCAGUCAGUGGGUGUUGACCCUAGUAUUUCUGAAUUCAAUUCUUGGAUUUUAGACAUGGCUUUAGAGGAUGUUAGGUCUGUUGGGAGAAGAUUCACUUGGUGUAGACCUAAUGGCAGUGCUAUGAGUAGAUUGGAUAGGUUCCUCUUAUCAGAUGAUUGGCUGGUGCAUUGGCCUGAUUCUACUCAGUUCGUGCUUGACAGGGACUACUCUGAUCACUGCCCCAUCCUAUUGAAGUUAAAGAACAUAGAUUGGGGGCCAAAACCUUUCAAGGUUAUGGAUUGGUGGUUGAAGGAUAAGGGCUUUCAGCAACUAGUGCAGCAGCAAUGGGGCAAUUAUCACCCUCCAGGAUGGGGAGGAUAUGUUCUGAAUCACAAAAUAAAACUCCUUAAACAGUGUUUAAAGCAGUGGAGCUUAUCAAAUGGUGAAGCUAAUGCUAGAAAAGUUAAUAAUAUUAAAAACGAGUUGAAUGCUUUGGAGAAUGGAUUAAAUGACAGACCUCUAUCCCAAGUGGAAGUGAAUCUUAAGAAAUCCCUUCAAGUCCAAUUGUGGGAGGCAACUUAUGCAUAUGAAUCUAUGUUGAGACAAAAGGCUAGAGUUAAGUGGUUAAAAGAAGGGGACAACAACUUUACCUAUUUCCAUCGAUUGAUCAAUCAUAGAAGAAGAAAAAAUGCUAUUCAAGGUAUCUUCAUGGAUGGUGUGUGGGAGUUGGCUAAUAAUCACAAUCAACCUAUUAUAAGGAAGUUUGAAGCCAAACUUGCAAAAUGGAAGCCAAGAAGCCUAUCUAUGGGGGGCAGAAUCACUCUCAUUAAUUCAGUUUUAUCAGCCUUACCUAUCUAUUUACUAUCUAUGGGGGGCAAAAUGGAAAGAAAGAAGCUUAUCUAUUGUGUGGCUGGGGGAUAA
Messenger RNA from Glycine soja, 1254 nucleotides. RefSeq lists its product as uncharacterized. NCBI's taxonomy places the organism in Eukaryota, Viridiplantae, Streptophyta, Magnoliopsida, Fabales, Fabaceae. Gene Ontology annotation, molecular function: catalytic activity. Bases 1 to 1254 code for a protein of 417 amino acids. The record is from RefSeq and is a predicted model, not a curated record. The transcript has a single exon.